AUGAUUCGUUGCCCUUCCGACAACUUCAGCUCGUCCCGCAGAGCUAAGGGCAUUGCUCUUCUCGUCAAGGCAGAUCGCCCAUCAAGCAGCAUGAUCAUCGAAAAGUGGCAAGAACGUCCACAGCCUAGACGAACUGGAGCUACGACUACGCGAGCGAUUUCUCAUUUGAACCCACAACCUACACAAGUCAUUGCCGAAACGGGAAAUAAGGGACGGGGUCGAGAACCCCAAGACGAACAACGGAAAAUGGGCCUGAAAGCCGCGUUUGUCCAGUAA
Messenger RNA from Clonostachys solani, 276 nucleotides. Lineage: Eukaryota; Fungi; Ascomycota; Sordariomycetes; Hypocreales; Bionectriaceae. The record is from the annotation of a GenBank genome assembly.